This is a messenger RNA of Rhizophagus irregularis DAOM 181602=DAOM 197198, 369 nucleotides long. NCBI's taxonomy places the organism in Eukaryota, Fungi, Glomeromycota, Glomeromycetes, Glomerales, Glomeraceae. The record is from RefSeq and is a predicted model, not a curated record.
AUGAGACAUGUACGAAAACUUACAAAGGAAGCUGAACACAGAGAAAAAUUAUUUAUCAAACGCCGCCUAUAUAAACAAGGGAAACCAGAUACGAGCAAAGUCUCCAGAUACGAUUUAAUUGGCCAAAACGGAUUUUACGAGAAAACGGAGUUCCGAAAGGCGUCAAACAAUGUCGCUUCAUCAUCUUCUUCGGAAGAUGAACAAUUUUUUGAAGCAUCAGAUAGCCAAUCGGGUUCAAGGAUACCGAGCAUAGAAGAGCUAGAAAAUUGCAACAAGUUGAACGCAACAUUUAGCGAACGCAUAAAUAAAUUAAACGAAGGCACAGCCCCUACCAAAGGAAUAGAGAAAGGUGUAGAACUGGAAAAGUAA